This is a messenger RNA of Penicilliopsis zonata CBS 506.65, 2379 nucleotides long. RefSeq lists its product as hypothetical. Gene Ontology annotation, molecular function: small GTPase binding. The record is from RefSeq and is a predicted model, not a curated record. Gene Ontology annotation, biological process: intracellular protein transport. NCBI's taxonomy places the organism in Eukaryota, Fungi, Ascomycota, Eurotiomycetes, Eurotiales, Aspergillaceae. The transcript has 2 exons. Bases 1 to 2379 code for a protein of 792 amino acids.
AUGCAAUCCCAUCUUACGAGGCACGUUUUUCGUGCCAUUCUAAACAAUGAGCCUCUCUGCUCGACGCGAUGCCGCCAUCAAUUCUUGCAUAUGGCCUCGAAUCCCCGCUCUAGAAGGACGCGUCUUCCGUGCUCGCACUUUACACAGCGACGGAGCCUUUUUGCAUUCGGUGCUCCCCAGUCCGUGGAGCAGCCGACGGCACUACCGUCAGAAACAGGGUUGAAGGAGAUGAGUGAUCUGAUAAGAGCCAUGUCAAAAAAACGCCGGGCUCCCCCCAACGAGGUUCUUACAAAAGCAUUUCAAGAUUUUUUCGCGGCACGGCUUGAACAUGCGGGGGUUAUCACAGGGUUUCAAGCGCACCUGCUCCUCAGUACAUGGAAAUACCUCAAAGCGCAGCAAGAGGAACUCGAGUCGACGGAAUGGUCGGCGGUCUUUUCAACCGAAGCUCUCGAGAGCAUACUGUUGGUUCUCUCCGAGGCAGAGUGUCUGCCCGAGUCUGCACCGAUUGUUCGAAAACUCGCUCGGUUUGCUUUCCUGGAAAUCUGUUCUCAUUAUGGAUUCGACGCCAAUCCAGUCAGCCGUUCUACACUUAUCACGUAUAUAAAUCUUCUCAGCUCGAACGGCGACCCGGAUGAAGCUGCUCAGGUUUUUGAGAAAUUCUCGCUCCAGUUACGUGAUUGUAAUCAGUCGCCCUGGCUGGCGGUGAUGAAAGGAUUCGCCUUGAAGGGCGAUUGGCGCCGGAUUCAACGGAUCACGAAAAUGCUUGAAACCCAAGGCUCCAAAUUCGAUGCUGUAUCACACGAAGAGCUUAUCAAGAUUCUCAUCGGUCAGAAUCUUCUGACAGCUGCCAAGGCUAUAUACGAUUGCGCAAUCUCCGAUGGCCAGGAGCCUUCCUUGUCUACAAAGGCAAGGGUCAUUAAAUUUGCACUUCUCAACUCCGAGGUGGAGUGGGCAGGCUUUAUCUUUCAAACACUUCCACAAACGCCCACUGCUGAGACAUUGAAUACCAUGUUGCUCUGGGAUGUGGCACAUGGUAAGAAAGCAUCUGAUAUCUCCGAUUCCCUCCAGGAAUUGGUGAGACAGGACCCGGAAGUUCGGAGUUUCCUGAAUAUCUCAACUGUCAACGAUUUAGUUGAGUACGCAAACAGCAGCGGCAAUCCGCAACUAGCGGCUGAAUUCGCAGCAUUGGCACAUCAGUGGGGUUUAGAGUUUGAUACGACAACACGUCUGCUACAAUUGGAGUCGCGCAUCCAAGCCAGGGACAUUAGUGGGACUUUUCAGUCUUUACAGGCCUUGGACCAUACCAGCACUAUGGCAACGGAGAAUCUCCCCCUGAUGAACAAGCUGAUCACGAUGCUUUGUCUGUCGGGUUCCAAGGAUGCUCUUUUUGAUCAGAUUUCAUUGCUUCUAGACCCACUGUUUGAAAGCGAUAUUCGACUGGAAGCAAGAACUGUGGCAGCAUUAACUCAUAUGUUGCUAUAUCGACACGACUGGGAUGCCGUAUCGGAGCUUCUCCGCCCACGACUCGGUUUGUACGAGUCCGAGGAGAGAAAUGAGAUCCGAGACGCAGUCCUUAAGUUUGUGCUAGAUCUUGACCAAGCGAGCGAGGAUGCUUGGGAGGCAUAUGGUCUCCUACAGAUUGCAUUCCCCGAGAUGAGCGUCGGUAUCCGAACCGACAUCAUGAGUUGCUUCUUCAAACGGGAAAAAAGUGACCUAGCAUGCAUGGUCUUUGGGCAUAUGCGACAAGCCGAUACCCUUUCUCAGAGACCCAAACCGGACACGUACGCACGGUGUUUCCAGGGGAUUGCGGGCACCGCUGAUCCGACAAACCUUGAACUGGUGCACAACAUGCUGAAGCUCGACCUGGAGGUCGAUCUUGAUACGCGAAUCCUCAACGCGCUGAUGCUCGCAUAUACCGCCUGCGAGAUGCCGGAGAAGAGCAUGGAGAUUUUCCGUGACAUCCUUCAGACUGACGAAGGGCCCAACGCGACCACGAUCGCAAUCUUUUUUAAAGUCUGCGAAAAGCAUCACAAUGGCACCCAGGAGGCGAUGAAAAUGAUGAGCAAGAUCAAGCUGUUGGAGAUACCCGUCGACCGCAAGCUGUACUCAGCCUACAUCGAGGCCCUGGCGGCACAGUGCGAGUUUGACCAGGCUACCGACGCCAUCAACAAGAUGCAAGAUGAAAUUAGCUUCUCGCCAACUCGCACCACUAUCGGUCUCUUCUACAACGCAAUCCCAUACCCAUACUGGAAAGACCAGGUCGAGGCAUGGGCUAAAACAAACUAUCCUGAACAGUGGGCUCAGCUGGAACCCCUGAACCGCACUGAGCACGAGGAAGGGUUGCAAUUCGAUAGUAUUAGCAGUCCUGUGUAUAUCUAG